This is a messenger RNA of Musa acuminata AAA Group (dessert banana), 1522 nucleotides long. RefSeq lists its product as uncharacterized. The transcript is spliced from 2 exons. The coding region runs from base 296 to 1042 and encodes 248 amino acids. NCBI's taxonomy places the organism in Eukaryota, Viridiplantae, Streptophyta, Magnoliopsida, Zingiberales, Musaceae. The record is from RefSeq and is a predicted model, not a curated record.
UCUUCUCUACUUCAUUGAUCCUUUCUUCCAUAGCUCUGGAGGGCAGCAGAAAUGCUAGCUUCUCUUAGGGUUUUGAUCGUUUCAAGGAUUAGCAGUCUAAGUUAAACUGAUUUCUCAAGCCUUGUUUCUGGUUUCCUUUCUUCGUUUGUGGAACAAAUCCAACUUUCCUGGUGCAUCUCUGGAUGUUCCGAUGAAGAGAUUGGAACAUUAGACUAUAUCCCUUACAGUCUACCCGAAGGAACCAGGAAGGGAAUUGUUGGGGCAUUGUCUGGUACGACAAAAUUAGGUCUCCGUAAUGUUCCUUGUGCAAAUGGACUCCGAAUGCGUGCCGGUGGCCAAAGCCUCACCCGAGGAAGUUGAUGUGACGGGGAUCACCAAGAUGGAGUCUAUGCUCAGGUUGAAGGGAAUGGAGAAUUGUGGGCAAGCAAUCUACGGGCAGGCUCCCUUCGUGGGGGACAAUGACCACCCAGAAGUUCGAGAUGAUGCAUUCAUCGAGCUCAUCGGUGGAAGGGAAGUUUAUCCUCCGACACCCUCUCCGGAUAGAGAUAGUUCGGAGCCUCCCUCCUCUUCCGACCAAUCCGAGGAGCUUGAUUCCAUUCUGGACUGCCGGACACCAUCGGGAAACGUCUUUGAUCCGUUUGCUCCUGGGCCAGAAGAACUGGUUUUUGCCCCCAGAAAGAAGAUGCUGAAGGGAACCCAAGUACCUCCUCGGCGGCAGCUCAACUUCAAUGACUGUGGUGAUUCCAAUCAACAGGUCAAACACAAUGUUGCUGAAGAUGCUGUCGAGGAAGAUGACCUAUUGGAGUUGUUUUUUCGAUCAUUUCUCGAACUGAUUGUUCUAAAUCGGAUACAGGAGACAUCGGUUAAGAACUUUCCGCUUCAUGGUGACACUUCUGAAUGUCUCAAGACACCCAUUUUAUUACCUUUACUAACAGGGGUUGCAGGGACAUGCCCUCCUGCACCCAGGAGAGAAGCAGCAAACUCAAGGACGUUCAGGCUUGGGGUAUGCCGAAAGCUCGAGUUCGGGACCGGCUUGACUUGAUCAUUCCAGCUCUCCCGACGAAAAUUACAGGUAAAGAGCUUUUGUUAUGGUGCGCAUUUGCUGUAAAAAGCUUAUUUCAAUAACCAUCAUUACUUGUUUUAUUUUGAUUUACUUCCUUAAAGGGUAGGCUGAAGGCUUGUUCACCAAGAGCUGAUCAAUCUGAUAAGAAAUUUUGCAGAGCUUUGGGAGUAAUAGCUUCAAACGCAGCUUUUGUGGACUCUUCAACUUACUGGUUUUACCUGUAGGCAUUGAUUUUGCUGACCUGAGAGGGGAAGUUAUUAAUUCCAUGUAACUUCGGAGUGGAAUUAUAGAUGUCCUUAAACAACUGAACUAAUACAAAAUAUUUGGUAGUAACUCGAUGUCCUGUUCUUGCCAUUAUAGUCAUUAUUGGCGAUGCCAUCACUAUGUGAACUUGUUGGUAUUGAUUGCUGUUUGUUGCUGCUUAUGAUAUGGGCUUUUAAUUGGCAUAAUUUCCCUGCA